Messenger RNA from Paramacrobiotus metropolitanus, 1669 nucleotides. Its product is annotated as mucin-7-like. The record is from RefSeq and is a predicted model, not a curated record. NCBI's taxonomy places the organism in Eukaryota, Metazoa, Tardigrada, Eutardigrada, Parachela, Macrobiotidae. Bases 229 to 1332 code for a protein of 367 amino acids. The transcript has 10 exons.
ACCACAUCCAUAGACCAAAAUAUUCAGUACUUAUUAAUUUUUAAAUUUUGUUUAUUUAUUAUAGUGUCAGUGUAUAAGCGCUUGUAGGCUCUCCAAGCAACAAUAUUGGUUCAGUUUCCUGUUGUUAGUAUGCGGGUUGUUUCAUGUUGUUCGAGUUGUUCCUCGUACUUAUAUGGAAUCUCAAAAUCUUUUUCCUUGAAAUCUCUGUGAUUAGUUCCUUCAUCGAAUAUGGCAAAAGGAGGCAAAGAUGUGGAAAUUGUCAUUGAGCUGGAAAAUGUGCAGAGUUUCACACAAUUCUUGACAUCCAAACCAGGCUUAAUAGUGUGUGAAUGCUACCAAGACUGGGCUGGUCCGUGUGUCGUUAUGAAACGAUUCCUGAAGAAGGCUAAGUUCGAGUUCUUCGAAGGAGAGGAUUUAGACCUGGUUCACUACUGUUCCAUCAAAGUGGAGGCGGUCCCCGCCUUCAAGAACCUCCGUGGGCACUGCAUUCCAACAUAUCUGUUUUUUGGCGGGAAGAAGUUUAUUCACUUAUUUCGUGGCUAUCAACCAUCGCUGUUGAUGCCCCUGAUUAAGGAAAUGCUGAUGCGGGAAAAGCUGUGCAUGGCGGGAGAGGCUAAACGCAACCUCGUAUCGGACGUCGUUCCUUAUUUGAUUCCGGAAGAGGAUCCACCGCUAGCCGAAUUGGAAAUAUUGGAAACCCCGGUUGCUCCGACUGCGGAAGAUGAGACGCCUGCGUUGUUAGAAGAGCCAGCAGCUGCAGAGCUCGAAGAGAAAACAUCCGAGAAGGAAGCUAAGCGGUCAACUGUGUCGGAUGAAAUGCUGCUAACGUUGGCCAGUCAUCAGAAGCGAAGCCAUUAUCCGGAGAGCCAGCCAGAUGAGGUCACGACUGAAAGCGGCGCCGAAGCUCCUACAGCACCCUCAACUGCUCCUGAGGCGGAAAUUACAGAACUACAGAACCCGGAAAAGAGGACUGCGCAGUUAGCCGUUGGAGAAACCCCGACUGUCGAGACUGACACCCCGACGGUGGUCCCAGCAGAUCUUCAAACCGUGCAUACCGGUGAGCCUCUCACACAAGUUCCAGGAAUUAACCAACCGGAGCCGAACGCGGAAAGCAGCCCGGGCAAUGCUACGGCAUCCUUACCAGAACCGUCAGAAUCUACACCGGCUCCCGUCGCGACAGCGGAAAACGCGGUAGAAGAAAGUCCACCUCCGGCUGUACCCCUGGAGCAAACGGCGACGGCUGAGCCCACAGCAGGUGCGGCUGACGGAGCACAAGGUGCUUCGGAAGCACCGCUCAACGAACCACUAACUGGCGAUACAACCGGAAGUUGAUGAACUAAAAGUCUGGGUCUGCGUGUAACUCUCCACCUCCGCUUGCCAAGCUUUUGCCCAGUUUAUUAAAAGCAGUACACUUACCAAAGUUGUCAGCCAAUCUGAGUGGGCUUCAAAGUGAUAUCGUGUAAAUUUUGCGCGAGGCUUUUGCUGAGAUCUUGGAGUAAUGCUGUUUCAUGCAGAAAGUGGGCUAAUCAGUAAACUAAACAGUUCUGUGGCGAUUUUAAUUAAACGACUGAAAUGGUGGUUAACUGUUUUACUUUAAGAAGACGCCACAUCAUUGUUGUAUGCCAAAUCGAUUGUUUUUUAUACGAGUAUAACGUAAUAAACGCGCGGG